AUGGAUGGUUUUAGUUUAGCUGGUGCGGCAGCUGUUGGUACGCUAACCGCUGCAUAUUUAUACUUUGGCGGAAGGUUUUCUAUAGCACUUGUCGUUUUAGUGGGCUAUGGUAUUUAUUGUAAUGAAACGGAUGGUCGUGUUGAAGCGAAGGUGAGCUUGAAGGCAGAGAAGCAAAAAUCAUGUUGUAGCAAUAAGAAGACUGCAGAAGGUGGAAAAACUGGCGGAUGUUGUUCUGAUAAAAAAAAGAAUGGUGGUGGUGGAGGAGGAUGCUGCUCUUCAAAAGGCGGUAAGGAGAAAAGCGGAGGAGGGUGUUGCUCUUCCAAAAAUGGGAAAAAGGGGGGCUGUUGCUCAUCUAAAAAGAAAAUUAGUAACGAUGAAAACGUUGAUCCUGUAGUCGAGGAAGCUAAAAAUUUUCCCAUGACCGUAGAUUUUACAGAUGUUUUUAAGAAACCUACCAAGAAAAGGUCAAGCACCCCCAAGAUUUUUUCGAAGAAUGAUCCGUCAAAGUCUAAAGCAGGGAAAAAAUUAAGCGUUUCUAAGAAGAUUGGUCCGGAUGGAUUGAUUAAGAGUGCGCUAACUAUCUCGAAUGAAACGCUUUUGAGUUCUCAGAUUUUUGUGUUGUAUAGUUCCUUGCAAGGUGCGGCUUCCAAGGUUGCUAAGAGAGUUCACGACAAAUUGGCAGAAUUAGAUGAAUUAACCAAUAAACCAAAACUUUUGAAUCUCGAUGAAUUGUCUGAUUUGGACGACUACUUUGUGGAUGUUCCCGUUGAAAACGCGCUGUAUGUUCUUGUUUUGCCCUCUUAUGAUAUCGAUUGUCCCCUGGACUAUUUUCUACAAACUCUGGAAGAAAAUGCUAAAGAUUUCAGAGUGGAUAGUUUCCCAUUGCGUAAGUUGGUUGGCUACACAGUUCUUGGGCUUGGUGAUUCGGAAUCAUGGCCUGAAAAGUUCUGUUAUCAAGCCAAAAGAGCUGACCACUGGAUUUCUCGUUUAGGUGGCAGAAGAAUUUUCCCUCUGGGUAAAGUCUGCAUGAAAAUGGGAGGAAGUACCAAAGUUGAUGAAUGGACAUCACUGUUAGCAGAUACGUUGAAGGAUGAUGAGCCAAUCAUCUAUGAGUAUGACGAAAACGCAGACUCUGAAGAAGAAGGAGAAGAAGACAAUGGAAGUGACGAACUGGGCGAUGUAGAAGAUAUCGGCGGCAUAGACAGUAAUGGCAAAUUUUCGAGCACAGAUGAAAUCAAGCAAAUGGUGGCAAAAGAUAGUCCAACAUACAAGAAUUUGACAAAGCAAGGUUACAAAGUAAUUGGUUCUCAUUCGGGCGUCAAGAUUUGCAGAUGGACCAAGAAUGAGCUACGUGGUAAAGGAUCCUGUUAUAAGAAAUCACUUUUCAAUAUUGCAUCCAGUAGAUGUAUGGAAAUGACUCCUUCUUUAGCAUGUUCUUCUAAAUGUGUCUUCUGUUGGAGACAUGGUACGAACCCCGUGUCAAAGAAUUGGAGAUGGGAAGUAGAUGAACCAGAGUACAUCUUAGAAAAUGCUCUGAAGGGGCAUUAUUCCAUGAUCAAGCAGAUGAGAGGAGUGCCUGGUGUCAUAGCGGAGAGAUUUGCUAAAGCUUUCGAAGUUCGUCAUUGCGCUUUAUCCCUUGUUGGUGAACCAAUACUUUACCCUUAUAUAAAUAAAUUCGUUCAGUUGUUACAUCAGAAGGGGAUUACUAGUUUCCUUGUGGGUAAUGCUCAACACCCAGAAGCUCUAAGAAACAUUGUUAAAGUAACGCAAUUGUAUGUUUCCAUCGAUGCUCCCACUAAGACGGAAUUGAAGAAAGUGGAUAGGCCUUUAUACAAAGAUUUCUGGGAAAGAAUGGUGGAAUGUUUAGAAAUAUUGAAAACUGUACAAAGUCAUCAAAGAACAGUUUUCAGAUUAACUUUGGUGAAAGGCUUUAACAUGGGUGACGUUAGUGCAUACGCAGAUUUGGUCCAGCGAGGUUUACCGUGUUUCAUUGAAGUCAAGGGUGCCACAUUUAGUGGCUCCUCUGAUGGAAAUGGUAACCCUUUAACCAUGCAAAAUAUUCCAUUUUAUGAAGAAUGUGUAAAAUUCGUGAAGGCAUUUACCACGGAACUACAAAGACGUGGAUUACAUUACGACGUGGCUGCUGAGCACGGACACUCCAACUGUUUACUGAUUGCAGACACCAAAUUCAAAAUAAACGGAGAUUGGCAUACACAUAUCGACUUCGAUAAGUUUUUUGUGCUGUUAAACUCUGGCAAAGAUUUCACAUAUAUGGACUACAUAGAAAAAACUCCUGAAUGGGCGUUAUUUGGCAACGGUGGGUUCGCGCCAGGGAACACAAGAGUGUACAGGAAGGAUAAGAAAAAGCAAAAUAAAGAAAAACAAGGAAGCGUAAAGGUAGAGGCACCUCUUCCUCCCAUUCCUGCUUUAUGA
This is a messenger RNA of Saccharomyces kudriavzevii IFO 1802, 2433 nucleotides long. RefSeq names its product putative tRNA 4-demethylwyosine synthase (gene TYW1). Gene Ontology annotation, molecular function: FMN binding; 4 iron, 4 sulfur cluster binding; catalytic activity. NCBI's taxonomy places the organism in Eukaryota, Fungi, Ascomycota, Saccharomycetes, Saccharomycetales, Saccharomycetaceae. The transcript has a single exon. Bases 1 to 2433 code for a protein of 810 amino acids. Gene Ontology annotation, biological process: wybutosine biosynthetic process. The record is from RefSeq and is a predicted model, not a curated record.